AUGGCCGGCGGAGCAAAGAAACCAGUCAAUAUCUUCCGCCUCAAAGACCUCGGUGAGCCUAAGGAGGUCUUUAACUGGCGAUUAUGGUUUGCUGUCAUUUCAUUUGGACUGAUGGGCGCUGCCCGCGGUGUUGAUGAAGGUUUGAUCUCAGGCGCAUUCAACUCUAAAGACUUUCAACAUUACAUCAACUACGACUCGUACAGUGAAGUGGAACAGACCAAUAUUAAAGGAAAUGUUACUGCAAUGGUCCAAAUUGGCUCCGUUGGAGGUGCUCUUUUUGCAUUCUUAGUUUGUGAUCGCAUCGGUCGUAUCUGGGCAACUCGUCAACUUUGUGCUAUAUGGAUUGUCGGAAUUGCAAUUUUCAUGGGCAACGGGGGUAGCUUGGGUGCAGUCUAUGCUGGUCGCUUUAUUGCUGGACUCGGUGUGGGCCAGACAGUUGUCGUUGCUCCUGUAUAUCUUGCUGAAAUUGCCCCCGCAUCUAUUCGUGGUCUCUGUACUUGUGUCUUCACCGGCUUUGUCUAUUUGGGUAUUGUACUCGCAUAUUUUGCCAACUAUGGCUGCGAGCUCAAUCUCGGUGACACGACUCACAACCGAUGGCUCGUCCCCACCAGUCUGCACAUCAUGUUUGCCGGCAUAAUCUUCAUCCUCUCCUUCCUCCAAUACGAAUCACCCCGAUACCUAGUCAAGCGUGGCCAACUCGACAGGGCCAUCUCCAAUCUCGCCAGAAUUCGUGGCCUACCAACCGAUGACGAAUAUGUUGUACGCGAGAUCGCCGGUAUUCAAACGACACAUGAAGCUGAGAUGGAAGCCACAAUGGGAUCCGGCGCGAUCGGUGUGAUCAAAGAAACCUUCCUAGUCCCAUCAAACCUUUACCGGGUCUACCUCACAUUCAUGGCUCAGCUUCUCUCUCAGUGGUCCGGUGCCGGCAGUAUCACUGUCUACGCGCCAGACUUGUUCAAGUUGCUGGGAGUUACAGGCAAGAACGAGUCUCUGCUUGUCACUGCUGUGUUUGGAAUCGUUAAAUUGAUUGCCGCAGUUGUGUGUGCUCUUUUCUUGGUCGACGUCAUUGGACGCAAGCGAGCCCUUCUUCUUGGUAUCACUCUACAAGCACUCUCCAUGAUCUACAUCGCCGGCUUCUUGACCUCCGUUCCCGACAUGGGAGUCGUCGAUGGUUACACAGUACCAGAAGAUAAGAAGGGCGCUAGUGAGGGAGCUAUUGCAAUGAUCUAUGUUUCCGGAUUUGGAUGGGCUCUAGGCUGGAACUCGAUGCAGUAUCUUCUGACUGCAGAGUUAUUCCCUCUGCGCAUCCGUGCUCUUUGCACUUCUAUGGCUAUGACCCUCCACUUUGCCAACCAAUAUGGCAAUGCGCGCGCCGUCCCCAACAUGCUUCUCCCUGUGGCAAAAGGUGGAAUUGACCCCAAGGGUACUUUCUGGUGCUUUGCCGCCAUUACCAUUAUCGGUGGUGCCUGGGUCUGGUUCAGUAUCCCGGAGACGGCAGGUCGUUCCUUGGAGAGUAUGGAUCGUCUCUUUGCUUUGCCAUGGUACAAGAUUGGCCGGUAUGGUAAUAAGGAUGCCGAUGAGCGUGACCAGAUUGUAGAUGAGAAGAUGGAGAUGGCGGCGGAGUCGCAUGGAAUGUCUCAACAUGUUGAGAGGCAGGAUAAAGAGGGCCGGGUUUGA
Messenger RNA from Penicillium griseofulvum, 1677 nucleotides. RefSeq names its product putative MFS quinate transporter. The record is from RefSeq and is a predicted model, not a curated record. The coding region runs from base 1 to 1677 and encodes 558 amino acids. NCBI's taxonomy places the organism in Eukaryota, Fungi, Ascomycota, Eurotiomycetes, Eurotiales, Aspergillaceae. The transcript has 4 exons. Gene Ontology annotation, molecular function: carbohydrate:proton symporter activity. Gene Ontology annotation, cellular component: membrane. Gene Ontology annotation, biological process: transmembrane transport; carbohydrate transport.